Messenger RNA from Glossina fuscipes, 1465 nucleotides. It is a transcript of the gene HP1b, whose product is annotated as chromobox protein homolog 5. Gene Ontology annotation, cellular component: pericentric heterochromatin. NCBI's taxonomy places the organism in Eukaryota, Metazoa, Arthropoda, Insecta, Diptera, Glossinidae. Gene Ontology annotation, molecular function: chromatin binding. The record is from RefSeq and is a predicted model, not a curated record. Gene Ontology annotation, biological process: chromatin organization; negative regulation of transcription by RNA polymerase II.
AUGCCUUGGUUGGGAGAAGAGAAACUCAAUUCGAAUUUCACCUUUAAACGUAAUAGUAGCCAUUUAGAAAACGUGGAAAUGAUUAAUGAUGGCGGCCUUACCGCUUUACCUCCAGCUACACCUAACAACGAUUAUGAGAUGAGCAAUAAUAUCUUUCGACACCAUAAUGCAAUUAACAGUCAAGAUACUACAAAAAUAAAUAUUAAAGAUGGCGGCAAAGAUAGACAAAGAAAGACGUCAGCGGAAGAAGACCAAGAAUAUGAAGUUGAAGAGAUUGUAGGGCAUAAAAUGGUUCGUGGCGUUUUCCAUUUUCUUAUGCGUUGGAAAGGUUAUAGUAAAGACGAUGACACCUGGGAGCCAGAGUACGCAUUAAAUUGCCCGAUUAUUCUAGAAAAGUAUAAAAGAAAAUAUCGACUAAAUUUGACUAAGCAUCGUCAAGCACCUUUAAAAAAGCCGAAAUUAAUCGCUCAAACCUUUCAGUCAAAUCUAAAAAAGAUCAGAAUGAAUCGAACAGUCGAUAAAAUUAUAGAUUAUACUGAGGCGAGAAGUGGUCGUAUAUUUCGUGUACGCUGGAAAGGCCUUGCUGCUAAAGAUGAUACUUGGGAAUCGGAAAAUGAUCUUACUUGUGCCUAUGCCAUACAAAAGUUUAUGAAACGCAUAAAGUCGCAAGAAAAAGACCUGAACGAAAAACCCACAAAAAGGAACAAGCUUCAUAUGGAUGAUUGAACGUUUCCCUGAAGAUGGUUUAAUCUACGAAUAAUAUUUUCAAAUUCUUUAUAUAUUUUCAAGCUCUUUGUCUCUUAAAGUUUUCGUGAAAAUAUUUUAAUAAUAUUACCUACAAUUGCAGACAUAUGCAAAACAGCUAAAAUUAAAUUUUUCUUUUCUUUUCUUUUCUUUGCAUAUCCAUAGUUAUUAAACUAACGAAGAAAUCGUUUCUAUAAUAUAUUGCUUAAGCUUAGAUUUUUGAGUUUAAGAAUUCUAUGACAAGAUAGCAAAGUAUUUCAUUGUAUUUAAUUAUGAAUAGAAAAGGAGGAGAUGUUUCAUAAUUUUUUCAUUCAUUUUUUUAGUUUACUUGUAAAUUAUUUACUACGAUAAGAAAAUGAAAGUGAAAUUUCAUAAUUAAAGCAUAUUUCAUUAAACCUAUUAAAAUCAUAAUCAGACUUUAGAAAUCGUGACGAAAAAUUUUUUUAGAAUCAGUUCAAGUCUUAGUUUAUAAAGCUUGGGUAAUGAUUUCUCCUGAAGGGGGCUUUGCUCGCUCCCUCUCUCUUUUACAAUUAUUGUCAACAUCCAGCUGAGGCAGCGUCUAACAGAAUGCCAUAAAUCUUAUCUCUUCUCUUCGGUUUCAUUUUAUUUCAAUUAAUUUCAAACAGCUACACUCUUCUCUUUCACAAUUAAUAAUGAAAAAAUCUCAAUCAAAAUUGUAGCAAUAUGAAAAAUGUAGGAGUCAAGAAUGCAAAAAAAAUAG